This is a messenger RNA of Fusarium poae, 1470 nucleotides long. RefSeq lists its product as uncharacterized. Gene Ontology annotation, cellular component: succinate-CoA ligase complex. NCBI's taxonomy places the organism in Eukaryota, Fungi, Ascomycota, Sordariomycetes, Hypocreales, Nectriaceae. The record is from RefSeq and is a predicted model, not a curated record. Gene Ontology annotation, molecular function: succinate-CoA ligase (ADP-forming) activity. Gene Ontology annotation, biological process: succinyl-CoA metabolic process; tricarboxylic acid cycle. The coding region runs from base 1 to 1470 and encodes 489 amino acids. The transcript is spliced from 2 exons.
AUGUCCGCCAAGUCGAUUCUCGAGGCCGACGGCAAGGCCAUCCUCAACUACCAUCUCACCCGCGCCCCCGUUAUCAAGGCCAGCCCUCUUCCUGCGCCUACCACUCACAACCCCCCCAGCAGACUCGCCUCGCUGCACUUCCCUGAAGAUGCCAACGUUGCCGACAUCCUGAACCAGGCUGAGGUCACCUACCCUUGGCUUCUCCAGCCCGACGCCAAGUUCGUCGCCAAGCCCGAUCAGCUCAUCAAGCGGCGAGGAAAGAGCGGUCUUCUGGCCCUGAACAAGUCCUGGCCUGAGGCUAAGGCUUGGGUUGCUGAGCGAGCCGGUAAGGAGCAGCAGGUUGAGCACACCACUGGUGUUUUGAGGCAAUUCCUUGUCGAGCCUUUCGUGCCCCAUCCCCAAGACACUGAGUACUACAUCAACAUCAACUCAGUCCGUGAUGGCGACUGGAUCCUCUUCACCCACGAGGGUGGUGUUGAUGUCGGUGAUGUCGACGCCAAGGCUGAGAAGCUCUUGAUCCCCGUGGACCUUGCUGAGUACCCCUCUAACGAGGAGAUUGCUGCCACUCUCCUCAAGAAGGUUCCCCAAGGUGUCCACAACGUCCUCGUUGAUUUCAUCACCCGCCUAUACGCCGUCUACGUCGACUGCCAGUUUACCUACCUCGAGAUUAACCCUCUCGUUGUUAUCCCCAACGAGGACAAGACCUCUGCCGAAGUCCACUUCCUUGAUCUUGCUGCCAAGCUCGAUCAGACUGCUGAUUUCGAGUGCGGUGUCAAGUGGGCUAUUGCUCGAUCCCCCGCUGCUCUUGGCCUCACCAACAUUGCUCCUUCUGCUGAUGGCAAGAUCAGCAUCGAUGCUGGUCCCCCUAUGGAGUUCCCUGCUCCCUUUGGUCGUGAACUGACCAAGGAGGAGGCUUACAUCGCUGACCUUGAUGCUAAGACCGGUGCUUCCCUAAAGCUUACCGUCCUUAACGCCAAGGGCCGCAUCUGGACACUGGUUGCCGGUGGUGGUGCUUCCGUUGUUUACGCCGAUGCCAUUGCCUCUGCUGGUUUCGCCGACGAGCUUGCCAACUACGGUGAGUACUCCGGUGCUCCCACCGAGUCUCAAACUUACCACUACGCCCGAACUGUGCUCGACCUUCUCCUCCGCGCUCCUCAGGCCGAGGAGGGUAAGGUUCUCUUCAUCGGCGGUGGUAUCGCCAACUUCACCAAUGUUGCCAGCACCUUCAAGGGUGUCAUCCGAGCGCUGCGCGACUUCGCUCCCAAGCUGAUCGAGCACAAGACCUCCAUCUGGGUGAGACGUGCCGGUCCCAACUACCAGGAGGGUCUCAAGAACAUGAAGGCCGCCACCCAGGAGCUCGGCCUCGAUGCCAAGAUCUUCGGCCCUGAGAUGCACGUCUCUGGUAUUGUGCCCUUGGCUCUCGUUCCCGGUAAGUGGGAGGAGAGCAAGGCGCAGGAGUUCCAGGCUUAA